Pundamilia nyererei is the source of this 4886-nucleotide messenger RNA. RefSeq names its product slit homolog 1a (Drosophila) (gene slit1a). Bases 171 to 4817 code for a protein of 1548 amino acids. Gene Ontology annotation, molecular function: calcium ion binding; heparin binding; Roundabout binding. NCBI's taxonomy places the organism in Eukaryota, Metazoa, Chordata, Actinopteri, Cichliformes, Cichlidae. Gene Ontology annotation, biological process: axon guidance; negative chemotaxis. The record is from RefSeq and is a predicted model, not a curated record. The transcript has 37 exons.
UUUCUCACGUGUAAUUUUUUUUUUUGUUCAUAUUCAUCAAAUAUAUGAAUUUAUUCUAGUGGACUUGUAAGGUGUAACAAGACUCUUGGAAGCAGACGUAGAGAGGGGAAGGUGGACACACAGAGAAGUAAGGGCUUGUUAAAGAAGAGCAGGUUGUCGUUCUGGUGAAUAUGGCCAUUAGAGAAAGCUGGUUUGAGGCAGGCAUGGGCAGGUUGGCCAGGCAGCCACUCUGGAUGUGGGUGGCGAUGCUCUCUGCCCUGAUAGUGGGCAAUGCCAGUGGCUGCCCAGCCCUGUGUACCUGCAGCGGAACCACAGUAGACUGCCAUGGACUGGGUCUCAAAACCAUGCCAAGGAAUAUCCCCCGCAACACUGAAAGACUGGAGCUGAAUGGGAAUAACCUCACACGAAUCACUAAGAGUGACUUUGCUGGACUGAAGUACCUCAGAGUUUUGCAGCUGGUGGAGAAUCAGAUUACUGUGAUUGAGCGUGGGGCCUUUGAUGACAUGAAGGAGCUGGAAAGACUGCGGCUGAACCGUAAUCAACUGCAGCAGCUUCCUGAGUUGCUGUUUCAGAAGAACCCUGGCCUGUCUCGACUAGAUCUGAGCGAGAACUACAUCCAGUCCAUUCCCAGAAAAGCUUUCAGGGGAGCUACAGACAUCAAAAACCUCCAGCUGGAUAAAAACCACAUCAGCUGCAUAGAGGACGGAGCCUUCAGAGCUCUGAGAGGCUUGGAAGUGCUAACGCUGAACAACAACAACAUCAGCAGCAUCCCCGUCUCUAGCUUCAACCACAUGCCCAAACUACGGACUUUCCGUCUCCACUCGAACAAUCUGAACUGUGACUGUCACCUGGCGUGGUUGGCCCAGUGGCUCAGGCAGAGGCCUACAAUUGGCUUAUUCACACAAUGCACUGCCCCUCCUGAGCUCAGAGGACUUAAUGUGGCAGAAGUACAGAAGCAUGAAUUCAGCUGCUCAGGACACCAGGAGUCUUCAAGCCCGCAGCCUUGCAGCACUGGUGGAGGCUCUUGUCCUGCCAUGUGUACCUGCAGUAACAACAUCGUGGACUGUAGAGGAAAAGGUCUGACUGCCAUCCCAGCAAACCUGCCUGAGAGCAUGGCUGAAAUACGUCUGGAGCAGAAUGGGAUUAAGUCUGUUCCACCCGGAGCCUUCUCUCCCUACAAGAAACUGCGUAGGAUAGAUCUGAGCAACAACCAGAUCUCAGAGAUAGCUCCUGAUGCCUUCCAGGGGCUGCGGUCCCUCAACUCCUUAGUGCUGUAUGGAAAUAAGAUCACCGACCUGCCUAAGGGGGUGUUUGACGGCCUCUAUGCAUUACAACUUCUGUUGCUGAAUGCCAAUAAGAUUCACUGCGUUCGUGCCAACGCCUUCCAGGACCUGCAGAAUCUCUCGCUGCUAUCGCUCUAUGACAACAAGAUCCAAACCCUCGCCAAGGGCACCUUCACUUCACUACGAGCAAUACAGACCCUUCACCUGGCCCAGAACCCAUUUAUUUGCGACUGUAAUCUGAAGUGGCUGGCCGACUACCUGCGCACCAACCCGAUCGAGACAAGCGGCGCCCGCUGCGCCAGCCCACGGCGGCUCGCAAACAAACGCAUCGGGCAGAUAAAGAGCAAGAAGUUCCGCUGCUCUGCCAAAGAGCAGUACGUCAUCCCAGGCACAGAGGACAGCCAUCUGAACAAUGCAUGUAACAGUGAUCCAGUCUGUCCUCCCAAGUGCCGCUGUGAGUCGAAUGUUGUGGACUGCUCCAACCUUAAGCUCACCAAAAUCCCCGAGCACAUACCUGCAUCCACCACCGAACUCCGCCUUAACAACAAUGAGAUUACAACUCUAGAAGCAACUGGAGCUUUUAAGAACCUUUCCCAGCUGAAGAAAAUUAACCUCAGCAACAACAAGAUCACAGAGAUUGAGGAUGGGGCAUUUGAAGGCGCGUCCUCUGUCAAUGAGCUUCACCUCACAGCCAAUCAGAUGGACUCGGUUCGAAGUGGGAUGUUCCGUGGCCUUGAGGGACUGCGAAUGUUGAUGUUGAGAAACAACAAGAUCAGCUGUAUCCACAAUGACAGCUUCACAGGGCUUCACAACGUCCGUCUGUUGUCUCUGUAUGACAACCAGCUGACCACAAUCACACCCGGAGCCUUCGACACCCUCCAGACUCUGUCCACUCUUAACUUACUGGCCAACUCCUUCAACUGUGACUGUCGGCUGGCCUGGCUAGGUGAUUGGCUGAGGAGCAGGAAGAUUGUAACAGGUAACCCUCGCUGCCAGCGUCCUGCCUUCCUGAAGGAGAUCCCGCUCCAGGAUGUGGCUCUGCCUGACUUCCGCUGUGAGGAAGGCCAAGAGGAGACAAGCUGUGUGCCUCGGCCCCAGUGUCCCAGUGAAUGUACAUGCUUGGAGACCGUGGUGCGCUGCAGUAACAAGCACCUUCACACACUGCCCAAAGGCAUCCCCAGGAAUGUGACAGAACUGUAUCUAGAUGGAAACCAGUUCAGUGUUGUUCCAAAGGAACUGUCUGCCUUCAAAUACCUACAGCUGGUAGACCUGAGCAACAACAAGAUAAACUCUCUGACCAACUCAUCCUUCGCUAACAUGAGUCAGCUUACCACUCUAAUUCUGAGCUAUAACUCGCUGCGCUGUAUCCCCAAAAUGGCUUUCAGUGGACUGCACUCACUUCGACUGCUGUCUCUUCAUGGCAAUGAAAUCUCAGAGCUUCCCGAUGGCAUCUUUAAUGACGUGUCCUCACUUUCCCAUUUGGCAAUCGGUGCCAAUCCGCUGUACUGUGACUGUCACCUGCGCUGGCUGUCGGACUGGGUCAAGACUGGAUACAAAGAGCCCGGCAUCGCCCGCUGUGCUGGUCCUCAGGGCAUGGAGGGCAAACUUCUGCUGACUACACCUGCAAAGAAAUUUGAAUGUUCAGGUGAUGUGGACACGGCAGUGUUGGCCAAGUGUAACCCUUGUCUGUCGAGUCCGUGCCAGAACCAUGGCAUCUGCCACAGCGACCUGGUGGAGAUCUACAGGUGCAGCUGUCCUCCGGGAUUCAAGGGAAAGAACUGCGAGACGGUUCUGAACGCCUGUGUGAGCAGCCCAUGUGCCAAUGGAGGAACCUGCCGAAUGGAUGCAAAUCAAGAGGGACAGUACAGUUGCACAUGUUCAUUGGGCUUCGAGGGCCCGACUUGCGAAACCAAUAUCGAUGACUGCGAUGACAACGACUGCGAGAACGGAGCAACCUGCAUCGACGGUGUCAACAACUACACCUGUUUUUGUCCCCCCUACUACACAGGUGAAAUGUGUGAAGAAAUGGAAGAUGUGUGUGCCCCCGGUCGGAGCCCCUGCCAACACGAGUCUACCUGCCUCAUCACAUCCUCUGGACCCAAGUGUGUGUGUUCUCCUGGUUAUGUUGGUGAUGACUGCAGUGUAGACUAUAAUGACUGCGAGGAGCAUCGCUGUCAGAAUGGAGCUCAGUGUGUGGACGAGCUAAAUGGAUAUUCAUGCAUCUGUCCUGAAGGAUAUAGCGGUCAGUUAUGCGAGGUUCCCCCAUCUCUACUGUCACUGUGCGAGCGGGCCGACUGCCAGAACAACGCCCCAUGUGUGGAGCGAGGUGGGCGCGCCCUCUGCCAGUGUCCUCCUGAGUUCGGAGGGCCACGCUGUGAGAAGCUGGUCAGCGUCAACUUCAUCGACAGAGACUCCUACCUCUUGCUCUCUGACCUUAAGAACUGGCCUCAAGCUAACAUCACACUACAAGUAUCAACAGCGGAGGACAAUGGUAUCCUGCUGUACAAUGGAGACAAUGACCAUAUGGCGGUGGAGCUCUAUCAAGGUCAUGUCAAGGUUAGCUAUGACCCCGGCAGUCAGCCAGGACAUGCCAUAUACAGUACUGAGACUAUCAACGAUGGUCAGUUCCACACAGUGGAACUGGUGACCUUUGACCAGAUGGUGAACCUGUCCAUUGACGGGGGUCUCCCUACCACAAUGGACAGCUUUGGGGCAGUGCGGCCCAUCAACGGGGAGGCUCCACUAUACGUGGGGGGUAGGGGCCCUCUCCAGAACACACCUCCCUCCUCUGCAGGCAUGCCGGUGGACGUGCACUCGGGCACUUUCCGUCUCUGGCAGAUCCAGAAUAGCUCCAGUUUCCAUGGCUGUAUCCAGAACCUGUACAUAAACAACGAGCUUCAGGACUUCACCAAGACCCAGAUGAAGCCUGGCGUGGUACCGGGCUGCGAGCCCUGCAAGAAGAUCUACUGUGUACAUGGCAUAUGCCAACCUGAUGGGGUCCAAGGACCUGUUUGCCACUGCCAGCCAGGCUGGAGCGGGGCGCACUGUGACCAGCCUGCUAGCAACCCCUGCCAGGGCAGCAAGUGUGUCCAUGGAAAAUGCAUCCCUCUGGAUUCUCAGUCAUACCGCUGUGAGUGUGCAGAGGGUUACCGCGGAGCCCUGUGUAACCAACAAGGGGAGCUGUUUAACCCCUGCCGUCACUUGUCCUGCAAACAUGGUCGCUGCCAGAUCUCAGACACAGGAGAUGCAUACUGUCACUGUGAAAGUGGCUAUACCGGAGAACUUUGUGAUGCAGAGAUUGAGUGCAGAGGGGAACCUGUGCGAGACUUCUACCAGGUCCAGCGGGGAUACGCUAUCUGCCAGACGACACGCAUGGUCUCUUGGGUGGAGUGCACUGGAGCCUGCGACACAGGGGCCUGCUGCGCCAGUCAGAGGAUGAAACGUCGGAAAUACACCUUCGAAUGCAGCGAUGGGACCACCUUCAGCGAGGAGGUGGAAAAGACCAUCAAGUGCGGUUGCGUGGGCUGCAUGUAGCACAGUUCACUCCCGUUCCCUGCUGCUGCUGACGAGCAGAAGAUGGAAAGAAAGAAAGGAAGUAAAGAA